AGAGAGAGAGAGCGAGAGAGAGUGAGUGAGAGAGAGAGCGAGAGAGCUCCAGCUCCAGCCUGGCGCGUGUGUGUGUUUUAUUUUCUCGAUAUCUGGAGGAACAGAGGCGCUGGAACAGAAAUGGAUUGAGAAUAAUUUAUCAGAGCUGUGCUGCACCGACUCUACGGGCUCUGGGAGCCGCAGUGUUGAACCGCGCGAGCUGUUUUAAGAUGCCCCUCUCCUGCCUCUAAUCAGCAUGCCUUAUGGGAUUAUUCCUUUGCAACAUUGAUAUCCCAUCAAAGUUUACAUUCCAUUAUAGGAGACCUGAAGUAAAAGCUCAACUUUCUACAAAACGUUUCAUAAUAAAACUGGAGCAGAGUAUAUUUUAAUACUUUCUCUACCAUUUUGGGAUUUUGUUUGUUUUUAUUUUUUUACUGUCCUUUGUCCUACUAUCCCACUGGGUGAAGGCUUAUCAUGAGAUUCCGAAUCUACAAGAGGAAAGUUGUAAUACUGACUCUGGUGGUGGUUGUGUGCGGAUUUGCCUUUUGGAGUAGCGGGAAACAGAAAAAAGAAAGUGCAGUUUUUCCAAAGGAAGUCGAGACUGUUAGGAGGAGCAGCGUUAGCAGCCAGGCUCAGGUCACAAUCCCAGUAACCCGGAAACCAGUUGAACGAAACGUAACCCUUCCAGAAAAACAAGUUGCCCUCAAGCUUGAGUCAGAUAAUAGCACACUGGUGUACCGGGGGAUUGUGUUCCAGAUCAACUUUGACCAGACGUUGAGAAACGAAGACAAGUUUGGAUCAGUGCGACAGAAGGAUGACUUGGUGAUAGUGGUUCAAGUUCAUAACCGACCAGAGUACCUGAGGCUGCUGGUAGAAAGCUUAAGAAAAGCGAAAGGCAUUGAAAAUGUCCUGCUAAUAUUCAGCCAUGACUUCUGGUCCCAGGAGAUUAACCAAGUUGUGUCAUCCAUUGACUUCUGCCUUGUUCUUCAAAUAUUCUUCCCAUUCAGCAUCCAGCUCUACCCUCACGAGUUCCCUGGUAAUGACCCCAGAGACUGCCCCAGAGACAUUUCCAAGAAAGACGCCUUAAAACUUGGCUGCAUAAAUGCAGAGUACCCAGACUCAUUUGGCCAUUACCGCGAAGCCAAAUUCUCUCAAACCAAACACCACUGGUGGUGGAAGCUGCAUUUUGUGUGGGACAGAGUACGUGUCUUAAAGGAUCACAAAGGACUAGUGCUGCUUAUUGAGGAGGACCACUACUUGGCCCCAGAUUUCUACCAUGUCCUCAAGCUGAUGUCCUCUCUGAAGAGAGAUCAGUGCCCCGACUGUGACAUCCUUUCUCUAGGAAGCUAUGGUCACAUUGGCUAUGCCAGCAAAGCCAACAGAGUGGAGGCCAAGGCCUGGAAAUCCACAGAGCACAACAUGGGCAUGGCAAUGAAUCGGGAGACGUACGAGAAACUCAUCAAGUGCACAGAUAACUUCUGCACUUACGACGAUUACAACUGGGACUGGUCCCUGCAGCACCUCACCGUAGCCUGCCUGCCCACAUUCUGGAAGGUCAUGGUGAGUGAAGCGCCUCGCAUCUUUCAUGCUGGAGAUUGUGGCAUGCACCACAAGAAGUCCACCUGCAUGCCCAACACUCAGAAGACAAAGAUAGAAAACAUUCUUCAGAGCAGCUCCAACCAGCUGUUCCCAAAAACUUUGCUCAUCACAAAGAGACUGCCUGCAUCAGGUGCUGGGGGAGUGGCCCCUCAUGUUAAAAAUGGUGGAUGGGGAGAUAUCAGGGACCAUGAACUCUGCAAGAGCUAUCUUCGGUUACAGUGACCUUAUUCUCUUUUACUGUUUGUUUGUUUUUUGCAUCCUCUAAUGAAAGCCUUUACAAAUUCUUAACGGACUAUAUCUUUAUAUUGCCUGUUUUGUUGAAAUAUUCCAAAUAAAAACGUAUGUGGGUU
Messenger RNA from Astyanax mexicanus (Mexican tetra), 1928 nucleotides. It is a transcript of the gene mgat2, whose product is annotated as alpha-1,6-mannosyl-glycoprotein 2-beta-N-acetylglucosaminyltransferase. Gene Ontology annotation, molecular function: alpha-1,6-mannosylglycoprotein 2-beta-N-acetylglucosaminyltransferase activity. The transcript has 2 exons. Lineage: Eukaryota; Metazoa; Chordata; Actinopteri; Characiformes; Acestrorhamphidae. Gene Ontology annotation, cellular component: Golgi stack; Golgi membrane. The record is from RefSeq and is a predicted model, not a curated record. Gene Ontology annotation, biological process: oligosaccharide biosynthetic process; protein N-linked glycosylation. Bases 454 to 1800 code for a protein of 448 amino acids.